This is a messenger RNA of Dendroctonus ponderosae (mountain pine beetle), 8855 nucleotides long. RefSeq names its product FERM, ARHGEF and pleckstrin domain-containing protein 2 (gene Cdep). NCBI's taxonomy places the organism in Eukaryota, Metazoa, Arthropoda, Insecta, Coleoptera, Curculionidae. The transcript has 2 exons. Gene Ontology annotation, molecular function: guanyl-nucleotide exchange factor activity. The record is from RefSeq and is a predicted model, not a curated record. The coding region runs from base 513 to 8780 and encodes 2755 amino acids. Gene Ontology annotation, cellular component: cytoskeleton.
UGAUAAAUAGAGACAAUAAAUGACUGAAACCCAGGAAUUAAUUUUGCUUUGGAAUUCCAUACAACAACAACCGGCUUUCAAUAAAGACAUGUAAUUGUCGUAGUAAGCUAAAAAUGCCCGAAUCGUUGAUGCAUGGAACUGUUGUGCUCAUCUACAUAAAUCUUCAACUAAAAAACAGCAAGUUGUGUGCGACAUGAAUCUUGCGAGUACAACGUUGCUGAAUGGGUAGACAGUAACUGUUCGACUCCUGUUUAAGGCAUUUUGGUAGUGGCUUCGCUUCCCCUUUCAGUUGCCCCGUAGUGUCUAGUCAACUAACCAAUAAUCUACGCACCCUUCUUCUACUAACCCCAACAGGCAUCAGCACUCGUACUCACAUUACUUCGCGGACGCCCUCUAGUCAUAAGUCGGAGAGUAGUCUGGACCAUCCGAAUCCACCGUUCGCUGAAAACCACAUUCCCUCGCAGACCCAAUCACAUAUCGAUUUGGGUGCGUCGCCCCGACCAACCAGCCCCAUGGAAUACCCGAACGAACCCAGUCGGGCGCCCCCUAAACGGAAACUGUGGCAGCGCAGCGCUAGUUGUAGGGAUUUGCAUGAUUUCAGCUUUGAGGAAACGGGCAAAGCUAAGCGUAGGGCCAAAUCCGCCAAGCCUCUAGAGAAAGCGGCGGUGAGUCUGGAUGAGCGCAAGCAGGACUCGCCGGUGACUGUUUACGACGAUCAUAGAGCUUUGUAUAUUGCUAGUUCGCGCGAUAGCAGCUUAGAAAUCCAACAGGACAUAAUGAUUCCGACGGCCAAGAUCUACUCGAGUAGCUUUCCUGGGACAACGUCCUACUCGCAGGAAUCCGUGGAGGAUCCGGGCAAUUACGAGUUGCGCGACUCGCAGGAGGAUUUGUCCCAUGAUAGCUACGAGUUGAUUGAAAGGUCGGACGAUAGCACAUCGGGCGAUUAUAAGAAACCGAAAAUUUUUAACACCAGAAGCUGCAGCCUGGACUCGGGCAACUACAUCCCCUCGGACAGUGAGUCGGAGUGUGGAACUCGGCAGCGGUUCAAGAGCGUGAGCGACCACGACAUUUUCCUGCUGGAAGACCCGCGGGACUUCCCGCGGGAAAUCGUCCCUAGAAAGUCCGACGGCAGCUUUCUAAAGCACGUCCGGCAAACCUCCCGCACCUCCAGUCUGGAAUCCAAGAGCGACUACUACGAAUCAAAAAUGUCCAGAUCCAGCAGGGAGAGCCUCAAGCGCUCACGCGGAGUGGGCUCUAGAACCUCCAGUCAGGAAUCCAAAAGCGACUACGACCAGAAGAAGCCCCUAAGAAAGAACAAAAGCAGCGACAGCCUGGAACGGCCCAGCAACCGAUACUUCGAGUCCGGAGCAUCGAGUGUGGACUCUCAAAGCGAGUACUUCGACGCCCCUGCCAAGCAUGAGGACGCAAAGUGCAUAGAAAAAACCGACUACGACCGCAAAAUCAGCUUCGAGCGCAACUACGGGAUCCAGAAACCGCGCCAUUUGCACCAGGAAGCCUACCCGGAGUUCCCCAAUGGAUUCCCCGAUGUCUACCUGGAGCCCAGCCAUAUGUAUGCAGUGGAAACGGAGCAAAGCAUGCGAGUGGGCAAGAUUCUGUCGGACAUCGAACAAAACACCCUGCCCAUUGCAGAAAAGGCGAAACCGCCCCCUAAAACCACCCACAUUUGGCCGGAAAGCAUCAUAGGCUUGCCUACGGAGGUGGAGGAGAUCAAGCACAGUGGCGGGCAGCGAUCCACUGAGUCCGAAAGCAACAUCUUCAGCUUCGACGAGGACCGAAUCCAGUCCCUGCAGGAAAACAGCGACAUGAGCGAUCACGGUUUCAGCGUGGUGCCCAACAUCGACGUCCAACCAACGAAGAAAGAAGUGCGCAGCUACCGGGACGUUUUCAUGGAAAUCGAGCCUCGGAUCUGCCACGAUCUCCCCUUCCAUCAGCCCAUCGAGCGCACCAAGUCAGACCCCAACUCCCUAGCUAGACAGAAGAUGAAUUCCAGCGCCAGGCGCUUGUUGCUGAUGCAUCAAAAGUCCAUAGACUUAACCCCGGCAGAGUCCAGCGACGAAGACUAUUUGUAUAAGCAAAUCCCUAGCGCGCCUCCCAUCACCAAGUUCAAGGGGAUUCACUUUGAGAUGCCCACCGCCGAGUUCGGGCACUUCGACAUCCUCAAACGAGAAAUUGAGGGGCAAAAGACCAAGUUUGAGGUGCCCAAGAGCCAGUUUGAGUCACUGGGCGCCAAGAAUCAAGCCGACCUGGUCAACCUGCCCCCUAAGGGCGAGGACAUUCCCUAUGUGCUCCACAAGCGACACAUCAUGAACGGCACACAGAAGGACGAGGUCAAGACCCCCGAAACCAACCUUGCCAAAGAUGUGGUCAAACAGGAAACAUCAUUUCUCUUCACGCAAAACAUCGACCUCUCCAAAGUUAACCCUGUCACCUUGGAGGUGGACAAGAGCAUUCCGGCGAUUCAGCUGGUGUCCAGCCCUAAGCGGGACAUCACUCACAUUGACCCUCUGGUGCUCGAGACCCUCAACUCCAAGCUCAGUCAAAUUGAGAGCGACUCGCCCACUAGUUCGCGCACUGAAAGCCUCAAGCCCCUCCAGAGGCUGCUGUUGGCCAAGCCCCUUAAGGUGGAGCCGAAGGCCGAUGAGAUUCCUUCGUCGUUUCCAAUUGCCCCCAAAGCGGAAGACAAGAAACCUGCGGUGGAGCCCGUCAGGGCCAAAGUCUUCGACAAAAUUAAAACCGACAUCAAGCCGAAAAGGAUCAUCAAGCCCCGGAUGCAACCAGGCAAAAGGGGAGGCAAAAGCAACAAGACCAAGGUGCGCAUAACCUCCUUUAGCUCAGACGAUGAAUCCCUGGAUUCGGAUGAUGUGUUUGGCAGCGCGGAGGCCACUCCGACCAGGAUGGAGUUCUCCCCGCCUCAAAUGAGGAAGGAAAUGGAGUCGAUACUCAAGUUCGAAUCCGAGCGCAAAUACCUGCAAUACACCAUGUCUUCCACCGAAGUGGAAGGGUCGCCCCCAACCAGCCGGAAGAAGACUGAAAAAGACAACGGAUUAGAUCCUUCCGCCGCCCAGCAAACCGAACUCAGACGAAUAUCCGAACGAUCGUUUUCCAUCCCGAGCAGCGAAGAUGAGUUCAACGUGAAGGUCGCGGAUUUGGCGCCGGUGUUUGAUUGUGUGACGCAGGAUUUGCUGAAGAUUGUGGAGGAGGAUGGGGACAAGUCCUUGGACGAGACCCUCAAAGAGGGAAUGGACAGUUCGAUCGAUGAGGAGCGGCAGCGCGAAAAGGCGCUGCUGCAGGCGGAGAUCGAGAACGACCUCAAAGACCUGCAAGUGCCCCCCAGGACGAAAAUUACUGAAAUCGUGUCGCCGAACAUGCGAAGCAAAAGCCAGAGCCCGCUGCUUUUUGCCCACGCUCGCCUCAAUCUGUCGGAGGGUUCCGCAUUCUCGUUGCUUCAGAAGCAGCAGGCACUGGAUUCGCCUUUGUCCAGCAGACGAGCUCGAAGCCUGGACGCCCCGAUUAUCCCAGUCAACAAACUCCCGCCCCUAAAUGCGUUUUCCAGCAAGGACGACACUGUAGAUGAAGAAGACGCGAACCAAACCGACCAGAACUUGGCAAGCGCCACUUCCACCGAAAUUUCCGACGCGGACACUGGCGACUUAUCGACUACUCCUGGGAAUGGAGUGGUUCCAGUUGCGGACCAGGUGAGGCCCAGAGGCUCAGUAGGCGACAAGGACCAAAUAGUUCCCGAUGUCACCCACAUGAAAAAGAAGCCCGCUCUGGCGAAACCCACCCCCAAACUGCCUCCGAAAGGAGUGGCGCCUCCAAAACCCCUCAUAGGCAAAAAGCCGCAGGCCUCCAAACCCAAACUCGCCAAGCCCAAGGUGGAGCCUCCUAGCAAAACCGUUUCCAAGCCCCCGUUAGGCCCGAAGUCGCUCUCAACUGAUUCGAAAAAAACCCCCCGGACUCGAGGACAUCGGCUGUUAACUGAAAAGGCCGCCUCAGCUGAUUCGGAAACCAAAAGCGACGACGACAGGAAGUCAACCAAGCAAAAAUCGCUGUCCAGCCAGUCCUCGUUAGCCCUACCCGAAAUCAAGCGCACCAAAAGCCAGGAAAUGGAGCCCAGCCGAAAGACCGUCCCAAAGGAAAAGGCCAGAUCGUUGGAGAAGCUGGAGCUGAGGCGAAUGGGCAGCAAGGAGCGCACGAAAAGCCAAGACGAAAGCGAGGAUGUGAUCGCGGAGCGACGCAAACUGCAGCAAAUGCUCUAUGAAACAGCCAUCAAGCAGACCAAGACGCUUAAGAGCCCGGUCAAAGACGUGCUGCCAGUGUUUCCACAAGUGGAGGAAACCGUGAGGGAGCGAGGCGGCAAGUUGGAGAUCAGCAUCAACACCAUAGAACCAAGCGUUUCCUUGGAAGAAGCCAUCAUCGUCACUAAAAGCCCCAAGAAGCUUGACAAGAAGCUAACCAAAAGCCUGGAGCUAACAUUGAACGAUGAGGAUGGCCAGGAGAAGGGCGUCCAGCGGCUGGGCAAAAGCCUGGAUCUGGAACGAAGCAAGUCCGAGGAUGAAGCAGACAAAUCCACCGAGUUCGACUUCAAGCCGGAAACCAUCAAGAGCAUCAACGAGAAAGACAAGUUGGAUGAAGACUCGAAGCGAGCCACUGUUGUUGUUGCAGACGUCCACGAACCUGCUGGGGAAGAUCGCGUUCUACUGGAGGGAACCAGCUUGGAUGUGUGGCUGGCUGUAGGCGAGCAACCACAACUGCAGAACAUCGAGGUGAUUCAGAGCGGCUCUGAUUUUUUUGAGCAACGGACAUCUCCCAAGCCUCCAGACCUCAGCCAAAUCGACACCAAAAGCAAGAGCUCCUCCGACUCGGUCAGCACAGACAAAAUCAGCCUGGGCAAUUCUUUGGACAUAAAAUACAUCGACGAAUCCGCAGAGUCUUCCGGAAAAUCCGAUAAAGACCCCGAGCUGAUGGCGGAAAUUCAAAGGGCCUCCCUCACAGUCAGCAAGUUUCUUCGCAGGAAACUGGAGCGAAGACGCAUCGAGUCCAUUACCCGACUAACCAGCGAAGAGGAGUCCUUGACAGAAGUAAGCGAGCUGAAGGAGGUGGAGAGGAACUUCCUCAUGGUAACUUUAACCAAGGAAGCCUCAAUGAAGCUGAGCAUGGAAGGGGGCAGGUCGGAAGACACCGGUUCCUGGAUGACAGUAGAAUGUGAGGAGGUUUUGGGGGCCGAGACCUCUCUGGACCACGAUCCACUUGAAUCGCCGGACACCGUUCAGAUGGACGCUGAGUUGGAAGCAACAGACGGAAACUUCCUGGAGGCUGAAAGCAAGCAGGCGAAGCUGAAGCUGAUCAAGCGGGGUUCCGAUCAGUCCAAGUCCAGCGACACUGGCUCUUGGACGAGUGGGGAAAAGGAGCUGAGUCCCAGCAACGUGAAAGAAACCGACGAAUCGAGCGCAAGCUGCUCUAUGGGAAGAGCGAUCGGUCUGAGCCAAAACAUUGAAAUGUUUGCCAUCGAAAAGGGCUCCUCGCACUCGUCCGAGGAGCCUCUUAAAAGCCCCCGCAGUCCCAGAAUUUGCGUCCUGGGCAGAGCCUUUACCAUUGACGAAGGUUCUCAGAAGCUAGACGAGUCGAGUUCGGAUGAGGCCAACGAGAUACCCAAAGACCUGGCGCCUAUUGAGGAGGCCACCGACUCUGAUAAUGGCAAAAUGAAGAAACCCUAUCCGUUCCAGGAAAAGUGGUCGCAGGACUCGGAGCUGAGCCAAAAGUUGCAUAGGAAAAUCUCCAAGAAACUGUCCUCCGGGGACAAGGUGAGCUUCUCGUCCACAGAGGAGACGUUUUCUAUUGGCUGGCGCAAUGCUCUGGAAAAACCCAGCUUGAUGACUAUAGAGAAGCUGAGCACAGAGUCCAAGAACUCCUUGGACACCGAGUCGAGUUCAGGAAGUUUGGGGAUAGCAACCCGAGCUCAUACGUCUGGGGACAUUCCUAAAGAGUUGAGCUCCAGUUGGAAGCCCUUUCCUUUGGACAGCUCCGGCUCUGAGAGCUUCGACGACAGCUUGCUGCCUCCGGAUCAGGAACUGGAAAAGCAUGAGUACUUCCUCUGCAGGGAUAAUUCAGGGGAUUUUACCUCCAUGACUGAUGUUUGUUACAAAGGGGGCGAAAUCACUCCGACGAAAGACGGCACUGAACUGCCUGAGGACUUGGCUAACUUCCCCGCCAACUUUGGUCUGAUAAGUUCGCUGGCUGGGGCUUCAGAUAUCUUGGGCGCGUACACGGGAGGCGGUUUCCUAUCUAGAACGUUGUCCAGGAUCUCUGAGCGCAGCACCAACUCAGAAAAAUCUAGUCUGGAGGAGGACUCGACGAAAGCCAGCACUCAGAGCGAUAGCUUGAAUGAUGAGUCGCUGGCGUCCAGCAACCCUCAAGUGAGCGCCAGCUCAGAAUCGCCCAGCAAUGCUCAGGUUUAUGACGACAGGAAGACCAGUGGCAAGCCCAGUUUGGCUAGCAGCGGUGGCAAGGGGAGCAAGCAGCAGGAUUUGAGCAAUAAACCCAGCACUGAUCCGGCGCCCAACUUCAGCAGCCUGCUUCAGAGGCAAAUUUCUGAUGACCGGCGGACAUCGGCGGAAAUGGCUGAGCUGUCGAUGGACGACAUAGAGAUCAUCACCUCUGAGCGAGGUUUGCGUCUGAAGCGGCAAGGAUCGGAUGACACCAUCAUUGAUGAGGAGUGCUUUGAGGUGGAGAAGCAAAGCAGCCAGGAGAGCGAGGAUUGGCCACUUCCAGACAUCCCCAGUCAUGGACAACGGACGUUGUUGGCCAUGCACGAGCUGCCCAGCUCGGACACUUCCGCUCAGCUCACCACUCAAGUCUACCAACCGCCCAGCAAGAGCAUCCCCAAGACUUUCGGGCUGAGAGGCUCGUUGAAGAGCCAGGAGUCCGAGCACUGGCCCAGCCCCCCAUCUAGCGUUCAUGAGCCUAUAGUGGAGAAUAUAGAAACCUACUACAUCUCGCCAGCCGAAGAAGCUUGCAGGGUGACUGUGGAGUCGAACACCAGCACUCAAAGCACUUACGACAACGACUCGAACUCCGAUGAUUAUCGAACGGUGGAUUUCGAUGAAAUGGAGAAAACCCACACCUAUGAGAACGUUGUCUCUGGGGAGCACAUCAGCGAAAGUUUGUCGGACAGUCAAAGCGCCAGCGUGGGACCCAGUGGGGUUAAGAUCGUCUUGGAGGAGAAAAGCCAGGGCUCCGGCUCGGACGAGGACUUGAAUAUAUCGAACCUCAAUGACGACGUGUUUAUCGACGGCGGGGAAAGUGUGUUGAGGAGCGAGCAAUUGAGGCCUCCAACCGCCUUGCGUAGGAGUACAGCGUCGGAUGACUCCAGGAGCGAUAGGAGGAGUUCGCCGGCCGGCUCCCACAGCUCCUACAGCGAGGAGGACUGCACCAGUUCAAUGGGCACCAAUCUUGAGGACGGCACGGUACGGUUCGCGCUGAAGCCCACCAAGUGCACUCACAGCUCCCAUUCUGAGGACACCUCAAUGGCUCUGAGCCUCUCCGAGUGGUCGAACAGCACCAACACCGUCAAGUUCCAGAACCUGUCCAGCAACAGUGGAACGACCAAGAGCAGUUCGGGACUGAAGAGCGACGAGAACUCGCUCACUGACAUAGCGCAGAGCAUUUCUGAGUGGUCCUCGACUCAGAGCAGCACUUUGAAGGUGCAGCCGCCGGGCGGCAGCCACCCGUUCCAGAAGUUGUCCAGCAACACCUCAACUGGGGAGAACACACUCACUGAGCGGAUCCCCAGCAUCUCGGAUUGGCCCAGCGAGGCGAAGCCCUUGCAUUUUUUCCCGCAGGAGCGGGUCGCGACCCGAUUGGGGUCCAGCUUGGAUAUCGAGGAAGUUGUGCAGGAUCAGCACAGCCCGAAAAACAUCCCUUCGGGGGAUUUUUCGAUGUUCUCCUCCAGCCGUGGGGAGAGUGGGAAGUUCACGAAAAGCACCGAGCGGCCCAUGGUGAUCCCCGUGCAGUCCGACACGGAUAAGAGCAGUAGUUCCCUGGAAAACAAGACCGUGCACACUCAGAGGUAUGACAGUGAGAAAAAGGGGUACUUGCAGGUGUCGAAGAGCACUGAUCGGCCCGUGCAGGUGAACUUGAAGCUGGCCAAAUGCUCUCCCUACUACUCCAGCAGCUUGAGUAGUGAAAGCACGCCCUUAACCACAGCGACUCCGGUCCCCAUGAGCAAAGUGGCCACUGUUCCUUUGACCAGGAUCCAUAAAAGGCCCAUGUCGAGGAGUUUGACGCAUGCCAAGAGUCCUCCUAGUGAAAAUGACUCGACCAGCUCGGUGGAGUCUCCCAAGAGCAAGUCGGAGAGGGAGAGGCGAGGAUAUAGGAGGAAGAGGCAGCUGCAGCAGCAGCGCAACAAGGCGAAGACUGAAAAGGAGCAGUACUGCAUAGAUGAGUACUACUAUGUGGAGAAUGAGCACGGCUUGACGGAGUACAACGAGUACAUUAGGGAGAGGAACAUGGAGGAGAUGGCCUCGAACUUCCAGUACGAAGCGGGGCUGGCGCAGGACAGCCCAGUGCUGCUCUACAGCGCGGAGCAUCUGGAGGAGGGCUACUAUCCAGAUGGAGACUCCCAGUCUGGAUCCGAUAUUUUUCGCAUGGAGAGAGAGGAAGAAGACAAGCACGAGUGCUCGGAGGGAUUCGAUGUCAGUUCCAUUCCACCGCCACUGUUGGAGGACGAUUUCGAGAGCGAUCCGACGCCGCACAUUUGAUUUUAAUGAACUCGUCGCAUUAUAGAUGACCCCAAACUUGAGCUAGACAGCAAGGACACACCGUUUAGAUCCAUG